Messenger RNA from Talaromyces atroroseus, 1602 nucleotides. RefSeq lists its product as hypothetical. The record is from RefSeq and is a predicted model, not a curated record. Gene Ontology annotation, cellular component: membrane. Gene Ontology annotation, molecular function: carbohydrate:proton symporter activity. The transcript is spliced from 10 exons. Gene Ontology annotation, biological process: transmembrane transport; carbohydrate transport. Lineage: Eukaryota; Fungi; Ascomycota; Eurotiomycetes; Eurotiales; Trichocomaceae. Bases 1 to 1602 code for a protein of 533 amino acids.
AUGGGAGUUCCUUGGACAAUCUAUCUCUAUGGCAUUGCGCCCUGCACAGGCGGGCUGGCGUUUGGCUAUGACACCGGUUCCAUGAGCGGCAUUCUAGUCAUGCCUCAAUUUCUCUCGUACAUGAAUUACCCUAGCAACUUCUUACAAGGUGGCAUCACGGCUUCUAUCCAGAGCGGCGCAUUUGCAGGUUCACUUCUUACCGGGGCAUUUCUUGCUGAUAGACUAGGCCGGAAAAGAACGUUGUUGAUUGGAUCUGCUGUUUUCACUAUAGGAAUCAUCAUCUCGACUACCGCCAAUAAUGUCACGGCCUUGGUGGCUGGCAGAGUAAUCAAUGGCGUGGGGAAUGGGUGUCUGGCAAUGAUGGUGCCAAACUACCAGAGUGAAAUCUCGCCUCGGGAAAUCCGUGGACGUAUAAUUUCCGUCCAGCAGUGUUUCAUCAACUUUGGCAUUCUGAUUGCCUUUUGGAUUCAGUACGGCACUAGUCAUAUGGAUGGCCAGGCUGCUUGGCGGCUCCCCAUCGGCCUACAGAUGAUUCCAACAAUUGUGUUGCAUAUUACGAUGUACUUCAUGCCUGAAUCUCCGCGUUGGCUUGUUCAGCAGGAUCGACAGCAAGAGGCAUUGCAUGUGUUGGCACGACUACACUCCAAAGGAGAUAUUGAUGAUCCCUAUGUGCGUGCGGAACUGGCUGAAAUCAUUGCUAAGAUACAAUGGGAGAAAAGCAAUCCUCCAACGACCUAUGUCUCGAUGCUUUUUGGCGCAGAGGCACGACGUACCUGGUUAGCCAUUGGGGUGCAAUUCUGGCAGCAAGUCACCGGUAUAAACGUUAUUAUGUACUACGCAGUCUUUCUCUUCCAGCAGGCUGGACUCGGCGCAACUUCAGCUUCACUUCUUGCCAACGGACUUCAGGGUGUUAUUUUAAACAUCUUCACCUUACCAAACAUGUAUUACAUGGACACCUGGGGCCGAAGACGACCAAUGAUAAUUGGCGGGGUUGGCAUGGGUAUAGCGAUGAUGCUGAUAGCAGUUAUUAUGAAGACGAAAGGAGAUCCGGUUUAUGAUCCACUGACCAAAAAGACAAAUUUCAAUUUCGCCGAUUACAAUGCAUCUAAUGCUACGGUUGCAUUCGUGUAUAUAUAUGUCAUGGUCUUUGCUUUGACGUGGGCAUGCAUAGCAUGGGUCUAUCCGGCUGAGUUAUUUUCACUCAAAAUGCGAGGACGAGGUACUUCGCUUUCGUCGGCGACGAAUUGGUUUGUUAACUUCUGGUUUGGGUUGUAUAUACCCACAGCCAUGGAGAAGAUUUCAUGGAAGCUUUAUCUCAUUUUCAUGGCUCUAUGCUAUCUGAUGGCAGUUGUAGUGUUUUUAUUCUAUCCCGAAUCGGCCGGCAAAACACUCGAAGAAAUGGAUUUCUUAUUUACCAAAGACCGCACACCGUGGGUAAUUUUCGAUCGGUCAGCGACCAAAGUCGGUGCUAUCUUUGAGCGCGAUAUGGCUCAUGGCGAAGCACUCACUGCCUUUGAAUCUGGCAGAGGGGUGAAAUUGGAGGAUGUUGAGCAUGGGGAGCACGUGGAAAAUGCUACUGUUGAGACUGUCGCUUUGCCUUGA